Molecule: messenger RNA, 1666 nt
Organism: Trichoderma asperellum CBS 433.97
Lineage: Eukaryota; Fungi; Ascomycota; Sordariomycetes; Hypocreales; Hypocreaceae
Source: RefSeq, a predicted model, not a curated record
CUCUUUGGAUAAGCACCCCUCAUCCAUGGAAUAGGAUAAUCUUGGCUCGCCCAAUCUCAGUUUUUCUGCUUUAAAAUAUUUGGCAAGUCUUGAAUUUGUCUCAAAUGACCUAGAUAUCAGAGCAAAAUGCCACAAGAGACCACACCAAAGUCAACUGCGCCAUGGAUCAUUUCAGUGGCUGUUGCGGCCUUUGCAAUUGGUGUCGCGACAUCUGAUACGAUAAGGAACAUUGUUUUUUACAUUCAGGAUGCGAUUAUGACAUACAAAGGCGGAAAUAUUCCUCAAGUACUGACAGGGCUCCCGCCCCAAGCUCAAUCCAUACCACCAUCGACUUUCACAGCUCUGUCGGUAGUUCCUCCUGAGAGUAUCGCUGAUAUUAAAACCAUAUUCGUUCCACCGGGCUCUACUAUGGAAAGUUUAAAGGAGCGGCCAUUCCAUAUUUACCACCCGGACUUCCUGAAUCUUUUGGGACGAAACCCAACUCUCACGCUCAUCGCUGACGCAGGCACAGAUCCUCUGUUCCAUGAAGCUGUAGUUUGGUACCCCCCUACAGAUGAAGUUUUCAUCGCACAGAGUGCUGGGCCUCUAUCGGCUGGAACUGGACUAAAUAAGUCUAGCGUGAUAUCAAAAAUAUCUUUGAGUGAAGCUAUGGCUGUUUCAAAUGAGCGAAAUGCUGUUGGUAAAGUCCAGGUUCACACUGUUCCGACCGAACCUCCAGUUAUAAACCCCAAUGGAGGAACAAACUACAAGGGUGCUAUACUCUUCACAGGAGAGGGAAUGGGCCCAGAUGUGCCGCCCACGCUCUUCAUAGCAAAUCCAACGGAGCCUUACAACACUUCUAUCCUUGUCAACAAUUUUUUUGGUCGUCAGUUCAACUCCCUGAAUGACGUUUCUGUUAACUACAGAAACAAGCAUAUCUACUUCACCGAUACGGUUUAUGGCUACCUCCAAGACUUUCGGCCAAAACCUGGUCUCCCAAAUCAGGUAUAUCGAUUAGAUCCAGCUACCGGAGCCAUUACUGUCGUAGCGGAUGAGUUUGUGAGCUGUAAUGGCAUCACAUUUUCUCAUGACGGCCGUUACGCAUACAUAACUGAUACAGGUGCUUCCAAAGCUUUCUAUGGCUACGAUAACACGGGCGCUUCGACAAUAUAUCGUUACACAGUAGCAAGAGACGGAACUUUUGAACAUCGGAAAGUGUUUGCAUAUGUUGCGGUCGGUUUUGUAGACGGGAUUCACUGUGACUCUAAGGGCAAUGUGUAUGCCGGCGUCGGCGAUGGAAUACACGUAUGGAAUCCUUCGGGGAAUUUGCUAGGCAAAAUAUUCCUCGGUGAGGCAUCUGCCAACUUUCAGUUUACUGGUGAUGGCCGAAUGGUCAUCGGGGCUGAAACACAUCUAUAUUAUGCAACCCUGGCUGCAAAAGGCGCCCCGAUCUCAUAAUGGUUCAUUAUGUCGUAUCUCAAAAACAUCACUUCAAAACUCAUUAUUAUACACAUCACUUUCUUUAUCUCGCAUCCCAACUGUGGCUAAUAUCGAGAAUUCAAAGCCAUCUUAAUAUUCUACUGCUUCUACUGCUUCUACUGUCUAUUUUUAUAGAUGGACGGACUGUUUCAUAGGCCAUGCCUAGGUGCUGAAUAAUGAUUCCCAAUUCAAACUACGUGUACCUGUC